This is a messenger RNA of Myiozetetes cayanensis, 6568 nucleotides long. It is a transcript of the gene TBL1X, whose product is annotated as transducin beta like 1 X-linked. The coding region runs from base 628 to 2199 and encodes 523 amino acids. Gene Ontology annotation, biological process: regulation of transcription by RNA polymerase II. Gene Ontology annotation, cellular component: histone deacetylase complex. The record is from RefSeq and is a predicted model, not a curated record. Lineage: Eukaryota; Metazoa; Chordata; Aves; Passeriformes; Tyrannidae. The transcript is spliced from 17 exons. Gene Ontology annotation, molecular function: transcription corepressor activity; protein binding.
GCGGCGGCCCCGGGCGCGGCUGUGGCUCCCCCUCGGCGCUGCUCCUGCCGCCGCCGCGCGCCCGCACCGGCCCCACCAGCCCCCCCGCCCCCCUCACCGCCAUUCCGCCCCAAAACUUUCCGUUUCCCCCUUCCCACUCUCCGGGACUUCCUUGUGCCGCCCGUGCGCGCGGAGGGGAGGGGGGGGAGGAGGCGUGUGCGGCGGCGGCGGCGGCGAGGGGGGAUUCGCAGCCUCCUGGCAGGCUGGCCGGGACCCCGGGGGAAGAGGAGUUGCACCAUGCGCGGCAAGUGAGGAAAAGUCUCCGCCAGCAGCAGCGCCGCCGCCCCCCGCAGAAGUUGGGGCUCUCCCCGCCCGCGGGAGCGGGAGCUGUGCCUUUAACGCCCGCUGCGCCGCGAGGUACCUAAGGAUAAAACUGGCCUGAAGGGGAAAUCUGGGGGAAACUGGGGAACCUGACUGUUCUUGCACCUGACCCUCUCAGCUGUCAGAUGCGGUGAUCUCCAUGGUAACUCAAACCCCCAGACUCUUGACAGCAGCCUGCGAGGAGCAGCAUUCAGCAGCUCAAGGGUCUCACGACCAGAGCGUGGAUCACACUUCUCGUAGACCUCAUCAUAUUGAGGUUGGGCUAAGAUGAGCAUAACCAGUGACGAAGUGAAUUUCUUGGUGUAUCGCUAUCUCCAGGAAUCGGGUUUCUCCCACUCGGCCUUUACCUUCGGUAUCGAGAGCCACAUCAGCCAGUCCAACAUCAACGGAACACUAGUGCCACCUGCCGCACUCAUCUCCAUCCUCCAGAAGGGGCUCCAGUAUGUGGAGGCUGAGAUCAGCAUCAACGAAGAUGGUACAGUAUUUGACGGCAGGCCAAUAGAGUCACUGUCUCUGAUAGACGCGGUGAUGCCUGAUGUUGUUCAGACCCGACAGCAAGCGUUCAGAGAGAAACUCGCUCAGCAACAAGCCAGUGCAGCGGCAGCAGCAGCAGCAACGGCAGCGACAGCGGGAGCAACGACGACUGCUGUUUCCCAGCAGAACACACCAAAGAACGGAGAAGCCACUGUGAAUGGAGAGGAGAAUGGGGCACAUGCAAUAAAUAAUCAUUCAAAGCCAAUGGAAAUUGACGGGGAUGUUGAAAUUCCUCCUAACAAAGCAACAGUCCUUCGGGGCCAUGAAUCAGAGGUGUUCAUCUGUGCCUGGAACCCUGUCAGUGACCUGUUAGCAUCUGGAUCCGGAGACUCAACGGCCAGAAUAUGGAAUCUCAAUGAAAACAGCAACAGCGGUUCCACUCAACUAGUUCUGAGGCACUGCAUAAGAGAAGGAGGACACGAUGUCCCCAGCAAUAAGGAUGUGACUUCAUUGGACUGGAAUAGUGAUGGAACACUAUUGGCUACAGGCUCAUAUGAUGGUUUUGCAAGAAUAUGGACAGAAGAUGGUAACCUUGCAAGCACCUUAGGUCAACAUAAAGGUCCAAUAUUUGCCCUGAAAUGGAACAAAAAGGGGAAUUAUAUUUUAAGUGCUGGUGUUGAUAAAACAACAAUAAUUUGGGAUGCUCACACAGGAGAAGCUAAACAGCAAUUUCCUUUCCAUUCAGCUCCUGCUCUGGAUGUAGACUGGCAGAACAACACUACUUUUGCCUCCUGCAGCACUGACAUGUGCAUUCACGUGUGCAGACUUGGCUGUGAUCGCCCCGUUAAAACCUUUCAAGGACACACAAACGAAGUUAAUGCAAUCAAAUGGGACCCAUCUGGCAUGCUACUAGCAUCUUGCUCCGAUGAUAUGACAUUAAAGAUUUGGAGCAUGAAGCAAGAUACCUGUGUACAUGAUCUUCAGGCUCACAGCAAAGAGAUUUAUACUAUCAAAUGGAGCCCUACAGGACCAGGCACCAGCAACCCAAACUCCAAUAUCAUGUUAGCAAGUGCUUCGUUUGAUUCCACUGUUCGGCUGUGGGACGUUGACCGAGGAGUCUGCAUCCAUACGUUAACAAAGCAUCAAGAGCCCGUCUACAGUGUAGCUUUUAGUCCUGACGGAAAAUAUCUAGCCAGUGGGUCCUUUGACAAAUGUGUCCAUAUAUGGAAUACUCAGAGUGGAACUCUAGUACAUAGCUACAGAGGCACCGGGGGCAUCUUUGAAGUCUGCUGGAAUGCUAGAGGAGACAAAGUGGGAGCAAGCGCGUCAGACGGAUCGGUUUGUGUUCUAGAUCUGCGGAAGUAAAAGUGAAAUGUUUUAGAAGAAAUUUCAAAUGGACCAGCAGUGAAUGUGUGGGGAGAAGCACUCUUCAAAACUAUUCUUAACAGCUCCAGAACUGUACGAACUUGAACAAAGUUAGAGUGUACCGUGAAACCAACUCUCCCUGGCCGCAGGUGACUAGUAUUUUGUCCGUAACCUUCAUCAAGGAGUUAAAACGCAGUCACUUCAGAGGGGGAGGGAAUGGUUUCCACCUGGAACAUUCAGCCUUGGAAGCAUGAAGCCACCAGCUAGGCAUUGCACUGUUUGGUUUGCAUCUGAGAACUUGCUCUGAUGGCUGGGAAAAAAAAAAAAAGCUGUGCCAAAAAAAAUUAAUAAUAUAAAAAAAAAAAAAAAAAAAAGAAAAAUGCUGUGAUAAACCAAAAGGGAAAAAAAAAUCCUCCUCCAUGCGGUGUUGUAUUUUUUCCUUCCAAUUUGGACACUACAGUUGCUCUCCCAAAGGACGUUCAAAGACCAGUUUGUACUGAUGAAAUGCUCAACUUUGUAAUCACAACACUUUCUAUUUUCUAGACUACUUUUUUGUUCAGUGGUUUUUCUAUCAGCUGGAAUAUUACAGCCUGGAGGAUACCAGGCUUAGGAUGAAACUUUUGUUUUCCUUUUAUUUCUCCCUUCCACUCCCAACUUCUCCUUCCUUUUUUUUUUCUCCUCUUUCUUCUUGGCCAUUUUUUAUUUUUUUUUCUUUUUUCCCUGUAUGCCCAUAGUAGAUGCAACCAGGUGGACAUGACAAUGAAAAUUUUUGACAGACUGCUUCUCCUCUCUUCUAUCUCUUCCUUUUCCUUUCUUUUUCUCCAUUUAAAAGAAAAAAAAAUCCUCCAUGCUUCAGAUCUUAGCGUCUCAAGGGCACUUUCAGCAAAUUGUGUAAUAAGUGCUUUAUAUAAGAAUGCAGUGCUGGGGAAGAUUUUUACAGGAGAAAGAUGACUUUUAACAGAAAGAACCCAGUGUAUUUUUGGAAAAAAAAAUAUUUUUUAUGUUAAACAGUUUUAAAAGCCUAAAAUUACCACAAAAUGUAGACCAGUUGUGUAAUUCAAGCAAAAAGAAUGACACAGAGUCCAGGUAACAUGAAAGGUGCAGUAUCCUUUUUCUCUUCUUUCUCAGAAAGUGCUGUAAGAAAAAAUGUCAUUUGAUACAAUAAAUACCAGUCCUUUACUAAGGGCCUUCUUCCAGCAUCCAGCCAUUUAUAUAGUCUCUUUUCAUUUUUUAUGGCUGUUUGGUGAGGUACACUAAUUCAAAGAGAUUCAUAAGAUUGAGACUAUAAAUACAGCAUUCAUUUGCUCUAGUCUAUAUUGUUGUUUGUUUUCAGUAGCCAGGAGAAAAUGCUUGUGUAUCUCCUUUCCUCUAGAGAUAGUUCAGAUUUCGACAGAACAUGGGUUUGGCUGCCUGUGGCCUUACUGAGCAGUGCUUUCUUCCACUGUUCAUCCCACUCAGCUGUUUCCAUUCCAGUAAGUCAGUGGGGUUUUACCACUGACUUGGAUGAGACCUGGUGAACUGAAAUACAUUGACUGCAUCUGUCACGGUUGAAGAAUGGGUUCUUGCCAGGCUCCUGUCCAUCCACAGACCACAAACACCAGGAAGCAGGCUCUUCCAUUGCACCUGGUGGUAUGUGGUGCUGCUGUCACCCUUGGCCGUGCGUGUGCUGCAUCCUGCUAGGAAAGCUCUGGGUCUGCACUUGGAGGCUCACUGUCUGCCCAGGCAGGUUUAGCCUUGAGUCCUCAGUGUGGUACUUGGAAGACAACCAUGAAUUCUUCGUUAGGCGACAACAGCAUAGAAGAUAUAUAAAUUGUAUCUCAACAUACAUACCGCUAUAAAGUUAAGGUGGGUGAAAUGAUCAGAAUGACAAUGGAGAGUUCCAAAGCACCACCUAUCCACUCUGGACAAGAUUUCUUUACUGUAACUCUGACACCUGCACAGAUGCCAACUGAAGACUACAUUACUCUAAGAGGAAAUGAUGGAUUCAAAGAGAGACAUAUCAGCAGAGUUUACUGGAAGUGCUCAGAACUGGCUGAGUCAAACAGGUGUCCUCUCUAUCCCACAGACUAGGCUAGGAUCUGUAGGAGAGAGAUUAACAUAUGUAGUACUUUCUUGCCCAAAGUCGAUGUAACGCAGCGUCUCCCCUUGGAUUUGAUCACAGCUGUUGUAGUGGUGAUUUGAUCUGAGCAAAUUCAGAGCCCUAGGGCUAAAAUGGUGGUGUAAGACCUGCUGAGCACCACAGCAGCAUCAUGGAAUCUGUACCCCACUUCUUCUCAUGAGUUUUCUUCUCUUUAUGCUUGCAUCUAUAGAGGAUCUUAGUCCUUCCAGUGGAACUAGUCACUGCCAGCUUCAGCUAUGUUUCUUGAAAAUACACCUUUGGAAAGGAGAAAAGAACAACAGAAGGAAAUAACUGCUGAAAGUGUUUCUCAGUCCUGAUGCGAAAGCAGUUAUUAAUGUCAGUCAGGCUUGUUUGUAAUUUAUCUCAAAUAGUUGGAUGCUAGAAGGUAUCAAGGAUUAUUUUUGGUGUUAAAUGCAUUUUUGCGUUGGUUUUAAUUUUCUGCUCCAAGAGCUUGGGCUGUAGAUCAUCAUGUGGCAGUUUUGCACUGUUUCAUAAUAACCACAUGUACCUACUAAUUUAAAGUCAUUACUCUUUUUUUAAAAAAGACGACUUGCUCAAAGAGAGGCUUGAAUUUGAAUACAAGGGUGUAAUGUGGUUUUAUAAAGCACGGUUGGGUCAAUGAUUUGAUUACAGUCAUUGCAUGUACACGGUUAACUAACUUCCUAAGCUGCUUUUUGGUAGCAUUUCUGAGAAUAACAGGCAGAAAUUGCAGUUCUGUGGGCAGCAGAGCAGCGGAGGGCAGCACUGAUGGGGCUCUGGCAUUGCCUCUGUCCCCUAUGUGACAUAGGGGCCAGACCUCAGGAUUUGAAGAGAUGAGUUUUCUCAAUCUGAGUUCAGCAACACUGUAUGAGUGACUGGCUACAUAGGCUGUGUUUCCCAGGCUAUGCUUGUUCCCAGGAUAGCUACUGGAGAUAACAGGGUGGUGUCCAUGCCACCUCUUGCUUUUUUCUUUUUCUUUUUUUUUUCUUUUUUAAUUUGUCAGAACACCACUUUUCCUCUGCCUGCCUAUCUGGAGGUAAGAAACCAAGAGAAACAAAAUUUGAAUAUCGGUUGGUUUGCAAAGCCCACAUGUGAGAGAGGCUGCUGCUGUAAAUUUUCCAUACAGACCAUCAGAUUUAAAAGCAGCACGUUUGAGGAGCUGAAAAAUUCACCUUCCUUCCCCUCCCCAGACUCUAAAGAUUGGAAAAUCCUCAAAGGUGCUGUAGUAGAUCGUUUUUAGCUAUUAAAGGAGACAUAAGGUGUAGUUGUGAAGGUUAAUCCUAGCCUAAGGAGAUGGUUUCUUUAGGACAUGGGACAAGGGGAGAGAGAGGUUUUCCCAGCUGGUAGUUUGUCUCAGCCUAGACCUGCAGAACUGUGCUGGUAGGAGCUGUCACUUUCCUCUACCACGGUGGAGCAGCAGCAUUGCCCAGCCAGCAGAGCCUUCCUGCAGCUCCCCUAAAACAGAACUGUCGCACGAAGCGACAGGCCGGGGGACUUCGGUUUUUUUCAUAAAAUUUCUUUUUAUAAUUUUGUUUAUAGUUCUUUGUAACAGAAGAGAAAUGGAAAAACCUAAGUGACCACACAGGAUUGUGAAACCAUCCAGAGACUUGCUGGAUUUUUACCCUUGCUGGCUGUCUGGAACUGGCCCUGAAGUGAAAAAAAAUCCAGUUUCUGAAAAACCACACCGCUCUGUGGGUUAGAAGGAUACUGAAUCUUUUAUGUAGAAAACACUGGGUCCCUUAUGGGGCAAUAAAGGGCCUGACUUACAGGGUUAUACACACAUUAACCCCAUGCUACAUCUUAGAAAUUUCCUUUUAAUUUGUUUUAAAAAAAAAAAAAAAGAAAAAAAAAAAAAAUAGCUAAUUUUAGAGCCAAGUGAAGUGCACUUUGUCAAAUGUAAGGGUCUGCUUUGUUUUUGGGUUUCUUUUUCUUUUUCCCUUUUAAUUUUUCCUCCGUUUUUUUCCUCUUACUGCCUUUUUAAAAUAUGUGGUUCUUUGUCAAUUGCAGAAAUGUUCUUUCAGCCACUCACUGAAAUUCUGAAUUCUGGCUUCUGCAGUUUUUAUUGUCUGUGUCAGACUUGCAGCCAGACUUGGUUCUCAUUUCAGCAUUUCCCAGGUUCUGUUGAAACAACAUCAACCCUUAUUUUGUUUCUCCCCCACCCACACUUUCUUCAAAUUCACUUUGUGUAUUGUAGCUCAUUUGUUUUAAGGAGAGAAUCAACAGAUCAUAUUCAGUGUCUUGAAUAAAUUGCUAUAUUUUGAUAUUAGAGAA